Messenger RNA from Paralichthys olivaceus (Japanese flounder), 1842 nucleotides. RefSeq names its product regulator of G protein signaling 11 (gene rgs11). Gene Ontology annotation, cellular component: plasma membrane; neuron projection; cytoplasm. Lineage: Eukaryota; Metazoa; Chordata; Actinopteri; Pleuronectiformes; Paralichthyidae. The record is from RefSeq and is a predicted model, not a curated record. Gene Ontology annotation, biological process: regulation of G protein-coupled receptor signaling pathway; positive regulation of GTPase activity; intracellular signal transduction. Gene Ontology annotation, molecular function: GTPase activator activity.
UCCUGCAAGAUGACCAUCAACACCCUGACCAAGGGAGGCUGGCACCGGGAUCAGAUGGCAUGCUUUCGAAAGAUGGAGAAAGUGAUUGUGGCCAUGCAGGACCCUGACAUGGGCAUGAAGAUGAGAAACCAGAGGCUGCUGAUCACUGUCAUUCCACAUGCCAUGACAGGUCGAGAUGUAAUUCAAUGGUUGAUCCAGAAAUAUAACAUCUGUGAGGAGGAGGCUCUGCACCUUGGAGGUAUGCUGGUGAGAUAUGGGUACGUUUACCCUCUCAAGGAGCCAAGAUCUCUUGUAUUACGUGCUGAUGAGUCGCCGUACCGUUUCCAGACUCCUUACUUCUGGACUAGUACCCGAUGGCCUGCCACAGAACUCGACUAUGCAAUUUAUUUGGCGAAAAAGAAUAUAAGGAAACAAGGAGAGCUGAUGGAAUAUGAAAAGGAGAGGUACAGUGUGCUGCACAAGAGGAUCAACCACACCUGGGACUUCGUGGUGAUGCAAGCAAGAGAGCAACUCAGAGCAUCCAAACAGAGGCGGAAGGCCGACCGCAUUGUUCUAGAAUGUCAGGAGCAGGCUUACUGGCUCAUCAACAGACCCCCGCCUGGGACACAUAAUAUAUUGGACAUGGGUCUCGAGAGACCAAAUAACUUCAGCACACGAGUUACGCUGAACAGUGACUACUACAAAAGAGAGAUUGAAUCCAGUAGAAGGGCCCUCGGAAGAAACCGUGUAAAGUCAUCCAUCUGCCUAGAGGGUUUUGUGAAAUACAGCGAGCAGUACCAGAAUCACGAUCCCAUUAUGCAAGGAUGCCUUCCCAGUAACCCCUGGAUCUCUGAUGACACAGCACACUGGACAAUGAACGCAGGAAUGGUGCCUACCCCGACACGUCUCCGAGUGGAGCGCUGGAGCUUCAGCUUCAUGGAGCUUCUGAACGAUGCCAUGGGGCGGAGGGAGUUUAUGACUUAUCUGGAGAAAGAGUUCAGUGCGGAGAACCUGUGUUUCUGGCAGGCCUGCGAGGACAUCAGACACGGAGAGAGCUCCAGGAUCAUAGAGAAAGUGGAGGAGGUGUACAAAAACUUCCUGGCUCCUGGAGCUGCCCGCUGGGUCAACAUCGACAGUAAGACCAUGGAUAAAACUCUGGAGGGGAUCAAACACCCUCAUCGUUUUGUUAUGGACGACGCACAAAUGCACAUCUACUUCCUCAUGAAAAAGGACUCCUUCCCGAGAUAUCUCAAGUCUGACCUAUACAAGAACAUGCUGGCCAAAGCUAUUGUCCCCCAGGAGACCAAAAAGAGCGUGUUCCCCUUCAUGAGACGCCAGCGCCACUCUAGCCCGUCCCCUGCACAGGCUGUCACCCACACGUCAGAGGAGGACAGUGCCAAGGGGGCCGGGCGAGCAGGUACCAACUCUGCAGCCGGCUCCAGUGUCUGAUACCAGGCCAAAAAAAAAAAAAAAAGGUGUCAGACCCAAUCACUGUCCGUCUCCAUUGUCUCUGUUGGUCACCAUAGUAACCAUCCAAGAAGUCCUCUUAGCUUAGUGUUUCAUCUCAAACUGAGACGAAGUCAGAGUCUUUCUUUCAGUACAGCAACACUGUCAGUGAUCAGAGCAUACAACAGAGCACAGGUGUUACUGUGUGAUACUAUCGCAGCUUGGCAUCUUAUUUUCGAGCAGUGGGCAGCAGGGAAAAAAGCUUUUAGUACCACUGUUAAAGUCUGUACUGCCGCAUACUCACCAUGCAUCUUCAUCCCGUCUCUACAGAGGAGGAUUAGGGUUGGACAGAAGAUACAAAAUGAGAAGGAGAAGAUUUUUCUUUCCUUUUUCUGCAUUUCGUCAAGAAUAAAAUAG